Messenger RNA from Lodderomyces beijingensis, 681 nucleotides. Lineage: Eukaryota; Fungi; Ascomycota; Pichiomycetes; Serinales; Debaryomycetaceae. The record is from the annotation of a GenBank genome assembly.
AUGGUCUCGAAUGUGUUGUAUCAAAUUGUGCAAAUGGGGCCUGCUCGUCAAGGCACGCUCUACACAUACCCUAGUAUGGUAAUGUUUUUGGCGGCAAACACCUUCCCUCUGUCUUUCUCGAUGCGUGAUGCGUGAUGGGUGAACGGCCCGCGCGCAAAACAUUGAAAUUCUCGAGACUUUCAUACUCAUCAGCACGCCAGAUCGCCAUACCAGACCAUACCAACCCCGCGGUCCAAGAUCCAAAUGGGUGCAACCAAACGACCAAAUGAAAAGAACGGCCGCGACUCAAACAGCUCGAAAAAAAAGAUCAAGCUCGAUUACAAGAACUUGAAGCCUUCCCACACGCUCUACGCGAAAAACUUGAACAAUAGCAUCAACAAGAGACUCUUCUAUCACAACUUGUACCUUUUAUUCUCAGCCUUUGGUGACGUUAUAUCGAUUCAACUACAUAAAGGUUAUGCAUUUAUCGUCUUUGCACAGGUUGAUCUGGCGACGUUAGCGCUACGGAGCUUGCAAGAUGAAAAGUUUUUCGACAAGCCGUUGGUGAUCAACUUUGCUGUUCAUGAGUCCAAGGUGAUUUUGAAAGCAACGGACCAGGGAAAAGCGAGCGAAUACGAAAACGAACAAGAAAAAGAUGCAGAUGCAGAUGAUGAUGACGAAGUGCUACCGCUGUACGAGUAA